ACAAACACACAGAGAAAGAGAAAGAGAGAGAGAGAGAGAGAGAGAGAGAGAAUGAAGGCUGGCUGCGACUUCCCGCCGGGAGCGCCUUCGCGGGGCGGUUCGGGCUCUGCCCGGAGGAGACCCUCCGUUUGGGGGCUCCUGUGCCUGGGGCUGUGCUGGUGCCAGAUCUCCGGGAUGGUCACUCCGGAUCAGCAGGUGAAGCCUCGUAUCGUCAUGGAGCAAUUGCUCUGGGUCAGUGGCGGCGCAAUCGGGGAGGUAAAUACGUUCAGGGUCCCUCUCAUCACAGCGACACCUUCUGGCACCCUCUUGGCCUUUUCAGAAGCCAGGAAGACAUCUGAUUCUGACAGCGGAGCUAAAUUCAUAGCCCUUCGCAGAUCAGUAGACAAAGGUGCUAACUGGAGCCCAACUUCAUUCAUAGUUGAUGAUGGUUCCCUCACAGACGGUCUCAACCUUGGAGCUGUGGUGAUAGAUUGGGAAGAGAAGAAGGUGUUCUUGAUAUAUACUCUCUGUGCACACUACCGGGGAUGUUCCACUGCCAGCGUCAUGAUCAUUCGCAGCUCGGAUGACGGGGUGACAUGGAGCCGUCCCCGGAACCUCUCUAUGGAAGUUGGCACAACCAUGUUUGCCCCUGGACCGGGCUACGGCAUCCAGAAACGCUACGAGCCCAAGAAGGGACGCUUGAUAGUUUGUGGUCAUGGGACUUUAGAGCUGGACGGGAUCUCCUGCCUCCUCAGUGAUGACCACGGCAUGACCUGGUAUUAUGGGAAACAACCUUUGCAUGGCAUCCCAUAUGGACUGCAGAAGAAUUACAGUGACUUUACUCCUGACGAAUGCCAGCCCUAUGAACUGCCAGAUGGCUCCGUAGUGGUGAAUGCCCGGAAUGAGAAUUUCUACCAUUGCCGAUGUCGCAUCGUGGUUCGCAGUUACGACGGUUGCAAUACCCUUCCGCUGGAGAACGUCAGAUUUGAUGAGGGUUUAGUGGAUCCCGCAGUGGCUGCAGGAGCUCUUUUCAAAUCCGGCCUGGUUUUCUUCACCAAUCCAGCCCAUCGCGAGUUGCGGGUCAACCUGACGCUGCGCUGGAGUUUCACCAAUGGGUCUUCUUGGUGGAAAGAACCUUUCCUUAUCUGGAGAGGUUCCAGUGGCUAUUCCUCCAUGACUACCCUGGAGGGAAAUUCUCUGCGGGACAAUCACUGCCUCUUUAUCAUUUACGAGAAGGGCGAGGUCGAUUAUACAGAAAGCAUCUCCGUGGCCAAGAUUAGCCUCAAUGGGCAGCUCUGACCCCUCUUUUCCGGGGCAUCUUAAACAUUCCCCAAGUUUGUCAUGGCAAGGAAAGGAAAAUGUGUGCUUGAACUGGGGAGAAGCCAAACGAACGUGUUUUGGGGAUCUGAAGAAUGCAAUUGAAGGACAUGGGUAGCGAGCUUGGGCAUAUCCCAGCAGAAGUUGGGGUAGCUAAAGAGGACCACAUAUUUAUUUUUCAAUCGUGCCCUGCACUUCUCUUUGUGCCUGCCUAAUAGGCAACACACACACACACAUGCGCACACAAACCCCUCCUCAAACCUCUCUUAUUUCUUUCUGACCUUCUGAGGUUGAAUCUGUUUUCCUGUGCUUUUCCUCACAUUUAUGAAUGUGUACAGAUUUAUAGAAUUUGUGGGUAGAUCGGGUAAGGAUGGGCGGAUCCCUGGAACGAAACACAAAGGCAGACUCAGUCAGAUUUGUGAAGGAUAAAUUUAUGCACUUUCUACUGACUUUCUGAACAAUAAACUGGAAUCAAGAGCAGAAGAUGUCACCUAAAACCUAUGUCGACAUGCCUGAGGGAGGACAAGCCAGUUUUUCUUCUGCGUUGCCAACUCCUGUGAUUUCAAAUGAAUGUAUUUAAAGCCUGUUUCCCAAUUUUUUUGAUAGGGCAAGUUGCCUGUACGGCUUAUAAAAACGUUGGACCGUGAAUUUUAAGAGCACAAAAGAAAUGGGGUAGGGGGCAGAGAGGCGAACAAGCAGGGGAUAGUUUUGAGAUAAAAAUACUUACAGAGGUUCUCAGUCAUCCAGGUCAUGGUUGUCCCCAAAGGUGCUUUUUCAAGAGGUAACAACUGAAGUUUGUUUUUCCUUGAAGACAUUUUGCUUCUCAUCCAAGAAGUUUCUUCAGUUCUGAACGUCAGUCGAGCGAAACGUCUUCACGGAAAAAAAACAAAGUCCAAUUUUGCCUCUUGAAAAAGCAACUCUGGGUUGUAAAAAUAUUUUUGUAGAAGUCAUUGAAACGGCCCCUCUACAUCUGCUACUUCUCUGCUGAUGUAUUUCAGGAAUGCAGAAUCCAUGGGCUCUAUUGAGCCCCCCACCCCCCAAAAAAACCCUUAGUUUUUACUCCUCCUGUACCUCAAGAUCAGCAAAAUGGCUGCAUUUUGGUGGCCUGUAUUUUAAGGAUGGAUUGGGGGUGAUUUGUACCCCAUAGAUUUUGUUCCCAUUUCUAGCCUUAAGUUUGCCAACCUAAAGCUGCUAAGCUUGAGAAAUGCUGCUGUAAACAGUUGGAGUGCUUACCCUGGUUUAUAUUUUAAUGAUGACUCUUCGUGGCUGGGUUUCUUUAUGCCAUAAAGUUGUGGCCCCUUUGGGCUAGAGAGGAUAAUCUGAACACAUUUUGCCUCUUUUCAUUCACACAUCUCUCUGUUGUUUUUUAGAACUCCAAUUAUCACAUGUCCUCUAUAAAGUCCAUAUUGUGACUGUUUGAACCAGUUUAGCCCUCCAGGGAAUUAUUGUGCGAUCUUGUUUGAUGGGCCAAGUUUUGGGAAAUUGAUUUUUUUUUAAAAAUUGUUGCUGUGGCAGUCAUUUUAUUUUCGACAUUUUUUAAUUGACUAUUAUAAAGCAUGAAGUCCUUUUCGACGUGGGUGUUAAGGAGUCGAAAACAACUAGAUAGCAGAUCAUCAUUCAAGCAAUUCUAACACCUUGGUGGGUGGCCAGCUUGCUUCCAGUCUCCGAAUUCUUUUCAUGCAUUUAAAAUAAGAUAAACCGGUAAUUCCUGACCCCAGAACCACCCAUACAAGAGUGGAUGCAGUCAGUAAAACUACAGAGCUCACCUUGAGCUCCAGGCAACCGUCAGGUAGCAUAAUUGAUAUCGUGAAGCUAAUUCUUGGAAGAAGAAAAGAGAUCUGAGCUCAAGGUCUAUAUGCCAUAGAUUUUAUGUACGCUUGUCAGAAGCAUCAUUUUACACACGCUUGUCAGAAGCGUCAUGGAAUAAAGCUUUAGUGGUUGAUAAUUCGAGCAAGGUCUUUUUUUUUUUUCAUUUUGAACAUGACAGAUUUAAGUGACGUGUGCUGAAAAACUAAGUUACAGGGUGGGAAUGGCCUAUUUUGAUCCAGGUGUGCUAACCUUUACAUAUUAACACUACCAUGUCCUAUGAGGUUUCAAG
Molecule: messenger RNA, 3394 nt
Organism: Thamnophis elegans (Western terrestrial garter snake)
Lineage: Eukaryota; Metazoa; Chordata; Lepidosauria; Squamata; Natricidae
Gene: NEU1
Product: neuraminidase 1
Exons: 6
Coding region: 52-1278 (408 amino acids)
Biological process (GO): ganglioside catabolic process; oligosaccharide catabolic process
Cellular component (GO): lysosome; membrane; cytoplasm
Molecular function (GO): exo-alpha-sialidase activity
Source: RefSeq, a predicted model, not a curated record